Messenger RNA from Anopheles darlingi, 1055 nucleotides. It is a transcript of the gene Tapdelta, whose product is annotated as translocon-associated protein subunit delta. Gene Ontology annotation, cellular component: endoplasmic reticulum; endomembrane system; membrane. The coding region runs from base 110 to 625 and encodes 171 amino acids. Lineage: Eukaryota; Metazoa; Arthropoda; Insecta; Diptera; Culicidae. The transcript is spliced from 2 exons. The record is from RefSeq and is a predicted model, not a curated record.
CGUGCAGAAAACAAGAAAAGAAAUCAAAAAUCUUCAACAAAUCGUUCGGACCGGUUCCGUGUUUUUCUCGCUCCGUAAUUUCAUCGUAAAGUGUGGAAAGACUUAGAAAAUGGUCAAGUUUGUGCUCGUAUCGAUUGUGCUGUGCUGUGCGGCCGUUAGCUUUAGCGCAGCCACGUCCUGCACGAAUCCGGAUGUGAAAACCAACUUUUAUUCUACGACCGACGCGACGAUCGUGAGCCAGAUCGGAUUCGUAACGGAGUUCACGCUCAAGUGCUCCAACGCCGGGGGCGAGAAGCUGCCGCUCUUCGCCGAAGUGCUGGGCAAGCUGGCCCCGGUUGUACGCAUCGGAGAAAACAAAUACCAGGUGAGCUGGAAUGAGGAAAUCAAGAAGGCCGGCAGCGGCAAGUACCAGAUUCGCCUGUUCGACGAAGAGUCGUUCGCUGCCGUUCGCAAGGCACAGCGCGCCGGUGAGGAUACGAACUCGGUGAAACCCCUGACCACCGUGACGGUUCACUUCCCGGGUGCCUACAAGGGUCCGUGGAUCAACUCGGAAAUCCUGGCUACCGGUCUGGUUGGCUUCGUGGCGUACGUUGCGUUCGUGACGCGAUCAAAGCUUGUGGCAUAAGCAGCCAAUGUACUGUGAACACGAAUCAUCGUGCACUCGUUCUACCAGCAAAGCAGUUCACCCUAAUUCCGGUUCUUGGACCACCCCACUCGCACAAUGAAGCCCUCAUCAACACCUCAUCAACCGUACGAGUCAGCAGACAGUUGCUCCAUUUGUUAGAUUUUUUUUGUUCGUUUCGCAAUUAGUUGGCCAUGAGGUCAACGCUAUGCGAUGACGUCGAUGGUUGAAGAUUAAGAAGCAGGAAGAGGCGAAGCAAGCGACGAACGCGUCGGAAGACGUUCGGAAGCGAGGCGUCUCGUCCGUAGGCUGUCACAGAACACUCAAACCAUAGUCCGGGCAGCUCGCGAGAUGUUCUUCUUUCGGAAGACUGAAAUAAACCUCCGACCGGUGGCCAGUCACAAAAGGCCACCGACGGCGUAAACCUGAAGAA